AUGGUGUCCCUUGGCCAGAUCACCGUACCUCGCGUGACGUCUUCGGAGAUGGGUCUUCUUCGCCGUCGAUUUGAUCGACCGAUCCAAACCCGAAUCGGAUUCAAUAGCCGGAUCGCGAGCGUAUUGACUAACGCGAGCUCGGAAGCUCAGGUUUCGGUGAAACAGAGUUUGAGCCAGAGAGUAAUCGAAGAAGAAGCGAAAGUUCUUGUGGGUACCUACGCUCGAGCUCCAGUGGUGCUCUCGAGUGGUAAAGGUUGUAAAUUGUUCGACCCAGAAGGUAAAGAGUAUUUGGAUUGUGCAUCUGGAAUCGCUGUGAAUGCUCUUGGUCAUGGAGAUCCUGAUUGGCUUCGAGCUGUUACUGAGCAAGCUGCUGUUCUUGCUCAUACCAGCAAUGUCUAUUACACGAUUCCUCAGAUAGAACUUGCGAAACGCCUUGUCGCGAGUUCUUUUGCAGACCGUGUAUUCUUUUGUAACUCUGGAACCGAAGCCAACGAAGCAGCCAUCAAGUUUUCAAGAAAGUUUCAGAGGUUCACCAACCCGGAAGACAAAGAAGCCGCGACAGGCUUCAUUGCUUUUACAAAUAGUUUCCAUGGAAGAACCUUAGGAGCUCUUGCCUUGACAAGCAAAGAACAAUACAGAACUCCUUUCGAACCCGUCAUGCCAGGUGUGACAUUCGUGGAAUACGGUAACAGUCAAGCAGCCACUGACCUCAUCCGCUCGGGUAAUAUAGCUGCUGUGUUUGUGGAACCAAUUCAAGGAGAAGGCGGGAUUUACUCUGCUACGAAAGAGUUUCUCCAAUCUCUUCGCUCUGCUUGUGAUGCCGCUGGAUCCCUUCUCGUCUUCGAUGAGGUUCAGUGUGGCUUAGGUCGAACUGGUAACCUGUGGGCAUAUGAAGCAUUCGGUGUAACUCCUGACAUAAUGACGGUAGCAAAGCCUUUAGCCGGUGGUUUACCAAUCGGAGCAGUGCUUGUGACUGAGAAAGUUGCAGGGACAAUAAAUUAUGGAGAUCAUGGAAGCACAUUUGCAGGCAACCCACUAGUGUGCAACGCAGCGAUUGCGGUUCUUGAUAAAGUAUCGAAACCCUCUUUCUUGUCGAGUGUCUCAAGCAAAGGUCGAUACUUUAGAGACAGUUUGGUGAAGAAACUUGGAGGAAACACUCACGUGAAAGAAGUGAGAGGAGAAGGGCUUAUCAUAGGAGUGGAACUCGAUGUUCCCGCGAAUUCAUUUGUCGAUGCUUGCCGUGAUUCGGGUCUUCUGAUAUUGACGGCUGGUAAAGGGAAUGUCGUCAGGAUUGUUCCCCCGUUGAUCAUAUCGGAGGAGGAAAUCGAACGUGCGGUUGAGAUUAUGUCCCAAAACUUGACAGUGCUAGAUUGA
Molecule: messenger RNA, 1374 nt
Organism: Arabis nemorensis
Lineage: Eukaryota; Viridiplantae; Streptophyta; Magnoliopsida; Brassicales; Brassicaceae
Source: the annotation of a GenBank genome assembly